This is a messenger RNA of Phanerochaete carnosa HHB-10118-sp, 1034 nucleotides long. RefSeq lists its product as uncharacterized. The coding region runs from base 278 to 1018 and encodes 246 amino acids. The transcript has a single exon. Lineage: Eukaryota; Fungi; Basidiomycota; Agaricomycetes; Polyporales; Phanerochaetaceae. The record is from RefSeq and is a predicted model, not a curated record.
UGGUUGACAUCACCUGCCAUCGCUAUACACAAAGUCGGAAGAGAGGAUAAGUUCUACCCAAAGUGGAGACUGACAGGGGUGCGACGAUCUUGUCCAAGGGAGCUCUCGGUACCCAUCCUGUGCUUUAUUGCCACCCUGCGUCACAACCGCCGUACAGGCCGCCCUUUCUCUCUCCUCCUCUCCGUACCUCUCUCUACUACUCUAGUCCUUAGUCCGCACAAUAUAUCUAUCCUUAGUCGUCGUCACCCAGCUGAGCCCAAGCAGGUUUCGCCCAGCCAUGGCGACCGCCCCCAGUUCCGCCGCCAUGUCGCGCGUCCGUUCGCCAUCCUCCCUCGCUUCAUCCUUCAACUUCAUCGCGUCACCGAACGCCAUGCACGCCAAUGAUCUUGCACUCAGCUCUGAUGACUCCUUCGAGAGCCUCUCCGAGGAUAGUUCGUCCGACGACGAGAUCGUCUGGUCUGUUUCGGACCUCUCUGCGUCGUUCAUCUCGAGUCAGCGCGACCCCCGCUCGCCGUCCAUCUUCUCCGAAGACGACUUCAUCGUGCUCGGCCAGCCAAGCCGUGCCGAUGCACCCACCAGCCCGCGUAGCUCGGACGCCCCGAGCGUAUCUGCGGACGGCCUCUCGGACGUGUUCAACGACCUCACGAUCGAGGAUUCCUUGGACGCAAGUAGCAACUUCAGCUCUUCGAGGCCUGCGUCACAGGCAGCGACCCCUUCUAAGCGGAGCAGGAGGCCUAAAGCGCGAGCCGCGGCAACUGUAUCAGCAGCACCGUCGCCCGCACAGAUGCCUACCGCGCCGGUCACACCGAAGCGCAAGAGGAAGGUCAAAGCCGCGCCCGCUCCCGCUGCAAAGGAGGUCGUGCCGAAGAAGAGCAGGAAGAAGGCCAAGGCGAAAAAGGUUCAGCCUGCUACAGAGGCCGGUCUGGGCGCACGGCCUAUUGUCGACGAUGUCUCGGAGGCGGGAGACGUAAAGACGGUUUCGCUUUAUGACGAUGCCGUCCAAUACAUCUCUUCGUGAGUCUUUCAUACUCUUA